Plasmodium yoelii is the source of this 879-nucleotide messenger RNA. Its product is annotated as conserved Plasmodium protein, unknown function. The transcript has 2 exons. Lineage: Eukaryota; Apicomplexa; Aconoidasida; Haemosporida; Plasmodiidae. The record is from RefSeq and is a predicted model, not a curated record. Bases 1 to 879 code for a protein of 292 amino acids.
AUGGAACGCUCUACUUACUUUCCAAAAAAAUUUGAAAGAGGUGUGUCAUCUAUAGUAGAUGUUCUUUUUAAAAAUAAAAUUUUUCAUUUAUAUUAUUCCUUUGAUAAAAUUAAAGAAUAUGAUGGAACUAAAAACCCUCGAAAAAAAGAUGAAGACGUAAUCAAACUAAAAAAAUAUGAAAAAUCAAAAAAAAAUAUUGAAAAAAUAAUAAAUUUAGGUUUAACUAUCAUAAAAACUAUAAAAGGAAAUGAUAGCUUUCUUAUGGAGCAUGUUUUAGAAAAUUAUAAUGCUAUUAAAAUAAAUAGUAAGAAUAAUGAAGGAAAGAAAAAGAUUAUAAAAUUUGAUGAUGAAUAUUUAAAUUACCAAUUGAAUAAUAACAAAUUAUUGGAAGAAUUAAAAGAUAAAAUAAACAAUAUGACAAAUGAACAUAUCAUAAAUAAUGAAGAAACAUUGCAUAUAGGAACCAACAAAAUGAAUUCAUAUUUAAAUAAAAUUCCUAUUAUAGAUAAAUAUAUAGAUAAGAAUAAAACUUAUUCAAAGGAAGAGUUGUCAAAUGAAUUAAAUAACUUCUUUAAUAAUUUUUAUCUUGAAAAAUUUCAGAUAAAUAUUAGCCAUGAUUUUUUUAAAGCAAGUGAUAAUGAAAAUCAACCAAUUUAUGAUGAUGGUACUGUAACUAGUAAAUUAUUUUCAGAAUAUUUCAAUAAUUGUAAAAAAGAUAAUAAAUUAAACAUAUUAAUAAAAGAAAUAAAUUUAAAUAGUUUAAAAAUAUUCAAAAAUAUUUUAUAUAAAAACAUUAAAUUUAUCAGAGUAUUUAAUGCGAAAAAUUGGGAUACCGGGAAAAUUAAUAGUCUUCAAUUGUCUAAAUUGUUUGAUAUGUGA